Oldenlandia corymbosa var. corymbosa is the source of this 1270-nucleotide messenger RNA. Lineage: Eukaryota; Viridiplantae; Streptophyta; Magnoliopsida; Gentianales; Rubiaceae. The record is from the annotation of a GenBank genome assembly.
GAAAGAAGUAAGAGAACCGAUCCAAUUUCCCCGAUCUUAACUUGCGCCAACUGUUCAGCUGCCACAAAGCCCUUUGAAACCACACUUAAUCAAAACGGGAAAAAACACACUGAGACGGAACAAGAAAAUCUACAAACUCACAAAGAAGAACCUAAGGCCAAAAAGAUUGGAAUCAAUCGAGCAGAAGAAAUAUGGGGUGCAGGGCUGUAUUCCGGACGGUAUUAAUGGAGGCAUGGCGUCCUUUGCCUGGAAAAAGCAGCACAAGCGCUACAUCUUUUUCUUCUUCCAUUUCGACUCCACAGAAUUUGAGAUGUGGACUCUGCCAUAAUUAUCUUCCAAAGAUUCGAUCUUUCCACAUUCGUAAGGGAAUCCCCCACGUCAAUUGCUCCAACCACGAAAACCCUUCUUCAGAUGACGAUGGAGACCAAGACCCUCCUCAAGAAGCCGUUCUCAAGGCUAUUUCAGAAGUUUCUAAGGCUGAAGGAAGGGUAGGGCAGACAACAAAUGUGGUUAUUGGAGGCACCGUCACAGAUGAUUCCACUAAUGAGUGGCUUGCUCUGGAUAAGAAGGUGAACUCAUAUCCAACAGUCAGAGGGUUCACCGCUAUAGGAACUGGAGGUGAUGAUUUUGUUCAAGCUAUGGUUGUUGCUGUUGAAUCCGUAAUCCAACAGCCAAUUCCGGAGGGCCAGGUGAAACAGAAACUUUCCUCAAGAGGCAAAUAUGUGUCGGUAAACAUUGGACCUAUUCAAGUAGUUUCGAGUGAGCAGGUUCAAGCUGUGUACAACGCGAUGAGGAGGGAUGACCGGAUGAAAUACUUUUUAUAAUCUGUUAAUAUCCAGUUGUAGAUUCUGUUAUAUGUAGUAAGUAUACUAAUGUAUUUGCAUUUGCUCAUUCCUUCAUUUUACCUAUUCAAAGGGGAAUUUGAUUGGGCCAAAAGUGUUGUUAGGCAUCUGUAGUUACCUACUAGUACUACUUUAUAACUACAGUUAAUAGAAAACUGGUACUAGACAUAUCAAAAAGGUGCUUGGUGUCUGCCAUAGUGGUUAACUGAAGCAUGAAGGUUUAUGAUCUAUGUCAGGAGUUUGAAUGUCCCUAAAUUGACGUCGUGAAUCAAAGUCGAAUGUUUCAAUUGGGGAAAUACAACACUCCAACUCUCGUCUUCGGGAGGGAUGGAUGGAAGAAGGUUAAGAACAGUGGGUGUAACUGAAAGCAUUUGUAGUUCAAUCAGCUAAAAUAAUAAAAGUCUAAACUCUUCUAGCAUAACAAAGCG